GCAGUAUUUUAUCACUAGGAAGUAACUCAAAGAAAGUAGGUUAUGUUAAUGUGAUGUGCGUGCACUACGUCGUUCGACGCAUUAAACGUGUAAUUUCGAAGAAGAUUUGAGAUAAUUGCAGCCGCAAACGUGACGUACUCUGAAAGAGACAAGGAAAGGCAACACAAUGUCUUUACGCUCAUAUUCGCUUCUGAGGGGAGUCCACAGGACAUACGGCAGGAAAUUCGGUACAGCUGUUAAGGUGAAGGACGAGCAAGCGGCUCAAGUGUGCUCGUUUCGCACGACAGAGAGCAAUCCAGUCAAUCACAGUGCAGAGCACAUUGCCAGAUUGUAUACAGUGCCGACGGACAUUCAGCAGCAGCUCUUUCAGCACGGAGGCUUGCCUAACAUGUUCAUGAAACAAAUCACCACUUUUCAAGAGUGCGGGAUAUUGAUCAGGCAACCUGCGAUCGAGAUUAUGUCUUAUCUCAGUCAGGCCGACUAUACGAGGCCUGUCAAUAAAUAUGUAUUAUACGGGAAACAUGGAACGGGAAAAAGUAUCAUAUUGAGUCACAUACUGCACUACGCUCUUAUGCAGAAUUAUUUACUUGUUCAUGUAUAUUGGGCUGCACGUUGGUUCAAGGACUUUAAGGAGGUUGCGACCUCGACGUUAUUCCCAGGCUGCAUGGAUCUACCGCUCGACGCUGGGAUGUGGCUGAAACACUUCAAAUCGCAAAACUCGAAGUUACUUUUGCAAUUAGACCUCAAAGUAACCAAGGAUUACACGUGGAAUCAGCGCGAAAUGAGUCCACAAGGUACUCCGAUCUUGGAGUUCAUUGAUUUUGGCAUAAACCGUAUGAAGUACGCCUGCGGCGUGGUGGACGCGCUGAUAAAGGAACUGAAGCUCGCCAGUACCGCGGGGAGGUGCAAGACAUUGGUCAUGAUAGACGGAUUCAACGCGUUUACAUCGGAUUACACGAACAUCCGCGACGACAACAAGAUAAUGGUUCUGCCCAAGCAAGUCUCGCUGGCGAGACCGUUCUACGAUCUGACGAAAGACGACUGGUGUAACGGUGCAAUUGUAAUGUCGGUAGACGAGAAGGCAAAUAAGGAAAGACGGGAAUCCCAUCUGCCCAGAUAUUUGCUAGGCAAAGAAGGCUUCGAGCAUCUGGAUCCCUUCCUGCCUGUUUUAGUUGAAGACUUCAAUAACGCGGAAUUCGACAGUAUGAUAGAAUAUUAUAAGGAUCGCAAGUGGAUCAGAAACAUAACACCCGACGGUCAGAGAGAAUUAGAAUUAAUUACUAAUAAAAAUCCGCUGGUCUUAAUGGACCGAUGUAAAUUCUUAUAGAAGAAAUAGAACAGAGGUAUUUAUAAUAAACUUUUUGAAGUUUUUA
Molecule: messenger RNA, 1373 nt
Organism: Wasmannia auropunctata (little fire ant)
Lineage: Eukaryota; Metazoa; Arthropoda; Insecta; Hymenoptera; Formicidae
Gene: mRpS29
Product: 28S ribosomal protein S29, mitochondrial
Exons: 6
Coding region: 167-1327 (386 amino acids)
Biological process (GO): apoptotic process
Cellular component (GO): mitochondrial ribosome; mitochondrial small ribosomal subunit
Molecular function (GO): structural constituent of ribosome
Source: RefSeq, a predicted model, not a curated record